AUGAUCUGGUCGAAGCUCGGCCCCAUCGCCGCGACUGCGCAGCUUGCGACUGCGCAGACGGAUUACUCAGGAUACGUCAACCCGUUCAUCGGCUCCGAAGGUCCUAUCGCGGGCUACGCAUAUGGAGGUGGCGACAUUUUCGUCGGUGGUGCUGUUCCGUUCGGUGUUGUAAAGCUAGGAAUCGACACUUGGGAAGACCGAAUCGACAUUGCUACCCUGAACGGUGGCUACACGCCAAACGGCGUGGUGACCGGUGUGUCCAUGAUGCACGAAUCAGGAACCGGUGGAUGCCCCAAAUACGGAGUCAUCUCGCAAAUGCCGCUUGCUAGUGUAGCCCCUCCAGUGAACAUAUUGAACGAUACGACAUACUGGCAGAAGCGGGUCGGUACGGACGACGCGACCGUGGGUUACUUCCACACAGAUCUAGAAGAUGGAAUUGGUAUCUCCUUGGCCGGCGCGAGGCAUGCGGGCAUCAUGCGGUACGACUUCCCUUCCGGUGGAGAACAGCACGUUCUCGUGGAUGUGUCGCUCUUCUUGCCAGACCCGCCAGGCGGCUUCUGCACGCAGUACUAUGUAGACGGUUCGAUCGGCAUCUCUGACGACGGAAAAACUUACACAGGAUAUGGAACGUACGCGGGCGGUUUUAACCUCGGUGCGCCAUACACCGUCUACUUCUGUGGAGAAUUCGACACUCCACCUGUUGAGGCCAAGACGUUUACAGGUCAGAACACAACGCGAAUCGUGAACGGGCCGCCACCACAGCCUACGUUUGGUGGGAAUAGUGCGGAAGCCGGAUCCGAAGGGUACAGAGUCGGUGCUUUGUUCAGCUGGAGCGCUCCGAACGCUUCUAGUGAGGCUUCUAUAGUAUCUUCAAAGGUUGGGAUAUCCUUCAUCUCCAAAGAGAAGGCAUGUGCGUUCAAAGACUCCGAGAUAUCAUCGUGGGACCAGCAAGAGACGGUCAAGACAGCGCAGGAUGAGUGGAACAAAGAUAUUUUCAGCACCAUCCAGGUCGAUACGGGCCCGGAGGCAAACCAGACUCUACUGACCUUGUUGUAUUCGUCACUCUACUUCAUGCAUCUGAUGCCGUCGGAUCGGACCGGUGAAAAUCCGCUUUGGGAGAGUGACGAGCCAUCUUGGGACGAUUUUUACUGUAUUUGGGACACUUUCCGCAACACCUUCAGCUUGAGUCAUUUGAUCCAGCCUAGAGCAUACGAGAGCCAGGUCCGUGGUCUGAUUGACAUCUGGCGACAUCAGGGAUUUAUGCCCGACGGUCGAUCUGGGAAUGACAACGGUCUUACGCAAGGCGGCAGCAAUGCCGACAAUGUACUUGCCGAUGCGUACGUCAAAGGGCUUCGAGGAGCUAUCAACUGGCAAGAUGGAUAUGCGGCCAUGGUCAAAGAUGCGGAGGUCUCAACGAAUGGCAGCAACAAAGAAGGACGCGGAGCAUUGGACGACUGGCUAACGUACGGUUAUCUUACGCUUAACAGCGAACGAUCUAUUUCACGUACGGUGGAGUAUUCCGCGAACGACUUUGCACUUAGCCAAGUAGCGAAAGGCGAGAAGCCGGACGACGUCGAGAAAUACCUCAAGCGAUCUGCGGGGUGGCAGUUGCUUUGGGACCCCAACGUGCCGAGCGUGAAUACCACGCCUGUAUUCAAGGGAUUCUUGACCCCGAGAUCUGCGGACGGAAGUUUCAACUCAACUGACUACAACCCAGCUACAUGCGGCGUCUGCUCGUGGCCAUCGAUCACUUACGAAGGAACGCCCUUUGAGUACUCCUUCGUCAUUCCGCACGACGUUGAAUCCUUGAUAGGGCUCAUGGGUGGUAGUGAUGGAUUUGAGUCGCGUCUGGACUACAUCUUCCUACCCAACACUAGCCAAACCAACCUUGGUGCGAAUGGUGUUGGCAUAACAUCGAUCAUGAACAUCGGAAAUGAGCCGGAUUUCGCGACCCCCUAUCUUUAUAACUACAUCAAUAAGCAGUGGAAAAGCGUGAACCAGUCGCGCGCUCUUGGGAAUCAGUACUUUAGGAACGCGCCAUUCGGUGUGCCAGGCAAUUCCGAUUCUGGUGCCCUCAACUCCUGGCUCAUCUGGCAAAUGCUCGGCAUGUACCCGAUUGUCACUCAGCCUGUCUAUCUCCUCGGUUCUCCUUGGUUCUCCGACAUCAACAUGACUGUGAAUGGGAACAGUACAUUGCGCAUCAAGGCUGAUGGUCUCGGAAAACAAAGCUACUUCGUGCAGAGUGUGAAGAUCAACGGAGAAGCGUGGGAACAGAACUGGUUCGAGCAUGAUAGUCCAGAACAGCGACUCAUGGUAGACGGUGGGACCAUUGAGUUUGUGCUUGGGAGCGAACCGGUGGAAUGGGAGAAAGGGGAUGUGCCGCCAAGCCCAGGGCACAUGGUUCUGAAUGGGACGGGUGGAUACAGAGUGUAG
Didymosphaeria variabile is the source of this 2433-nucleotide messenger RNA. RefSeq lists its product as uncharacterized. The transcript has 3 exons. Gene Ontology annotation, biological process: glycoprotein catabolic process; carbohydrate metabolic process; protein quality control for misfolded or incompletely synthesized proteins. Gene Ontology annotation, molecular function: peptide-N4-(N-acetyl-beta-glucosaminyl)asparagine amidase activity; carbohydrate binding. Gene Ontology annotation, cellular component: cytosol; nucleus. The coding region runs from base 1 to 2433 and encodes 810 amino acids. The record is from RefSeq and is a predicted model, not a curated record. Lineage: Eukaryota; Fungi; Ascomycota; Dothideomycetes; Pleosporales; Didymosphaeriaceae.